This is a messenger RNA of Lotus japonicus, 2805 nucleotides long. RefSeq lists its product as uncharacterized. Bases 167 to 2491 code for a protein of 774 amino acids. The transcript is spliced from 4 exons. Lineage: Eukaryota; Viridiplantae; Streptophyta; Magnoliopsida; Fabales; Fabaceae. The record is from RefSeq and is a predicted model, not a curated record.
CACACACAAUGACACAAACACAAACACAUUCGCAUCGUGUUGAAGAUCCGUGGUAGACUCUUUCUCCCUUUCCCUUUUUCCCUUUCUCCUUCUCAACUCAACAACAACAACAACCCUUUUUCCCUUCAACAUUUUCCCUCACAACAACCACACGAAGAACCAGAAGAUGGUGGUGAAGAUGAUGAAGAAGUGGAGGCCAUGGCCUCCACUGGUAUCUCGAAAGUACGAGGUCAAGCUUCUUGUGAGGACCCUCCAAGGCUGCGAUCUGCUGCGGGAAGGUGCACGGGAAGGGAUGUUCGCCGUCGAGAUUCGCUGGAAGGGUCCUAAGCUUGCUCUCAGCUCCCUCCGCCGCAGCGCCGUCGCUAGAAACUUCACUAAGGAGGCUGCCGCUGGCUGCGACGGUGACAACAACAAUGAUGUCGUUUUGUGGGAUGAGGAGUUUCAGAGCUUCUGCACGCUUUCUGCUUACAAGGACAACAAUAAUGCCUUUCAUCCUUGGGAGAUCGCUUUCACUGUCUUCAAUGGGUUGAAUCAAAGGCCAAAAGUUCCUGUGAUUGGAACUGCUUCUUUGAAUCUAGCUGAGUUUGCAUCUGUGAUUGAUCAAAAGGAUUUUGACUUGAACAUUCCACUCACAAUCCCUGGAGGUUCUGCUGUUGAGCCUUCUCCUUCUCUCAGUAUAUCAAUUAGCUUAGUGGAGCUAAGAGCUGCUCAAGAGAGUUCAGAGCUAGUCCAAAAAUCAGUGGUGCCUGUUGCAUCACCCCUGGCCCAGACAGGAGAAACUAACUUGGCAGAAAAAGAUGAGGUUUCCACCAUCAAAGCUGGUCUCAGGAAAGUGAAGAUUUUGACUGAGUUUGUAUCAGCCAGGAAGGCCAGAAAAUCAAGCCGUGAGGAAGAGGGAAGUGAAGGCAAUUUGUCUGCCAGGAGUGAGGAUGGUGAGUACAAUUACCCCUUUGACUCUGACUCCCUUGAUGAUUUUGAGGAAGGGGAGUCAGAUGAGGUGAAGGAGGAUCCUAAUGUUAGGAAAUCAUUCAGUUAUGGGAAACUUGCCUAUGCGAACGCUGAGGGGUCAUUCUAUUCCAGCAUCAGGGUAAAGAGUGAUGAUGAUGUUGAUGAAGGCUGGGUUUACUACAGCAAUCACAUAUCAGACACUGGGAGCUUGCCGGUAGAGGAUUCAAGCUCAACUGUUUCCUCCUCCGAGCCUUAUUUAUCGCAAAGUUCGAAGCGCAGCAUAUUGCCUUGGAGGAAGAGGAAGUUGAGUUUCAGGUCUCCUAAAUCCAAGGGAGAGCCAUUGCUAAAGAAGGCCUAUGGAGAAGAAGGUGGUGAUGACAUUGAUUUUGAUCGUAGGCAGCUUAGCUCUGAUGAAUCCCUUUCACCUGGGAAAACUGAGGAUGAUUCAUGUGCAAAUCGAACAUCAAUAUCUGAAUUUGGGGAUGACAAUUUUGCAGUAGGGAGCUGGGAGCAGAAAGAAGUAAUGAGCCGUGAUGGCCACAUGAAACUUCAGGCCCAGGUUUUCUUUGCCUCAAUUGAUCAGCGCAGCGAACGCGCAGCCGGUGAGAGUGCAUGUACAGCUCUGGUUGCUGUAAUUGCUGAUUGGUUCCAAAACAACCAUGAUCUUAUGCCCAUAAAGUCCCAAUUUGAUAGUCUAAUUCGAGAAGGCUCAUUAGAAUGGAGGAACUUAUGUGAAAACCAGACAUACAUGGAGCGAUUCCCCGACAAGCAUUUUGAUCUCGAGACAGUCAUUCAAGCCAAAACACGCCCCCUUUCUGUGGUUCCUGGGAAGUCUUUCAUUGGUUUUUUUCAUCCAGAAGGAAUGGAUGAGGGUAGAUUUGAUUUCUUGCACGGGGCCAUGUCUUUUGAUAACAUUUGGGAUGAGAUUAGUCAUAAUGCUGGGCAUGAUUGCACCUACAAUGGUGAACCCCAGGUUUAUAUUAUUAGUUGGAAUGACCAUUUCUUCAUCCUUAAAGUUGAAGUUGAUGCUUACUACAUCAUUGACACUUUGGGGGAGAGGCUUUAUGAAGGAUGCAAUCAGGCAUACAUCUUGAAAUUUGACAGCAACACAUUGAUACACAAAAUGCCAGAAGUUGCACAAUCAUCAGAUGAGAAAACAAUUACUGACCAACAACAAACUGUUGCAGAUGUAUUAGAGAACAAUGACAAGCAGAUCCAGCAAGUUAAUGCCAAGGAGGCUGAUUCUGUUGCGGCGGAGACCAAAGAAGAACGGUUGAAAAGUGAGCAGGAAGAGGAGGUUGUGUGCAGAGGGAAGGACGCAUGCAAAGAGUAUAUCAAGAGUUUCUUGGCAGCAAUUCCCAUCAGAGAAUUGCAAGCAGAUGUCAAAAAAGGUCUAGUAUCAUCAACUCCACUUCAUCAUAGGCUACAAAUUGAGUUUCACUAUACUCAGUUGUUGCAGUCUUAUGAUAUAGUUCCAGUGGCUGAAGCAUCCAUGACUGUGCCAGAGACUCUAGCUCUUGCAGUAACUGAGGUUUUGACAUAAUUGUACUGCUAAUUAAAGAAAGUGCAGUUACUCUAACUAGUCUUACUUCGUAUUUUUGUAAGUGUGUUUUCUGAUUUUGAUGUGAAAUUAACGAAACUUAGAGGCUCAUUUGAGCUUUUGAUGAUGCUAAAUGAGUGAGUUGAGGUUGUGUCUUUUCGUAGUUGGGGGUUAUGUCUUGACAAAUCAAAUCUUGGGAAGUGUAUCGACCUGUGAAUGUGUGUGAAAUUUCCUUUUCAUCUGAGCUCAGACUUUUGGCACCUAACAUGUAGGCGUGUGAAUUGGCUUUAUAACUUUUUGCAGAUUGCUACGUUUAA